AUGGAAUUUUUAGAUAUAGUUGUAAGAUGGCCAGGAAGCUACCAUGAUAGCUUUAUAUUUAGUGGAAGCCAUGCAAACAAAUACUUUUCUGAAAGUAUUGACCAUGCGUUAUUGCUUGGAGAUGGAGGUUAUGCAUGUAAACCUUAUUUGUUUACACCUUUAAGAACCCCUGUAACACCAUCAGAGCGAAAGUAUAAUAAAUGUCAGAUUAGAACAAGAAAUAUAAUAGAACGGACAUUUGGAAUAUGGAAAAGAAAAUUUCCUUGUUUGAGAAGUUGUCUUGCUAAUGCACCUGGUACAACUGUAAAUAUUAUUCUUUCUUGUGCAUUACUUCACAACAUCUCUCGAAAAUAUAAUCAAUAUACCACAGACAGUGAUGAAGAAGAGGAAGACUUAGAAGAGGAAGAUGGUGAAGUUGCUGGAGAAAUUGACCACAGUAUACUAGGACCUGCAGCAAGACAAGCUUAUAUCAUAAGGCAUUUCAGUUAA
Messenger RNA from Metopolophium dirhodum (rose-grain aphid), 489 nucleotides. RefSeq names its product putative nuclease HARBI1. The transcript has 2 exons. The record is from RefSeq and is a predicted model, not a curated record. NCBI's taxonomy places the organism in Eukaryota, Metazoa, Arthropoda, Insecta, Hemiptera, Aphididae. The coding region runs from base 1 to 489 and encodes 162 amino acids.